UUAAGUAUUGUUGUUAUAUAUAUGUGAUGAAAUGUCUACAUAACACGUUUUUGUUACAAUUAAUUGUUUUACGAGCUAAUACGUGUUCAAUUUCUAUGCUUAAUUUUGCUCAACCUAAAACUUAACCAACAAAUAUUAUUGUAUUUAUUACACAAUCAUGUUGAAAUUACGUUUAUUCGUUAAAGUACCGAAAGUUGUAAAACGUAGCUUCGGUACAAAUAUCCCUGUGUUGCAAAAAGCAAGUGAUCCCAUACAACAGCUCUUCCUUGACAAAAUUCGAGAAUAUAAGUCAAAAAGCGCAGGUGGCAAGUUGGUUGAUGCUAGCCCAGAAAUCAUGAAGGAACGGGAAUCUGAACUACAGAAACUUCGCAUACAGUUUGGCAGUGAUAACGGAGCAGAUAUGUCACAAUUUCCUCAGUUUCAAUUUACAGAUCCACCUGUGGAUACAGGUCUUCAGAAAAAAUAAAUAUCUCAAUAUGUAUCAUAGAACAUGUACUAAUAGUUAAACUAUUAAAUAGUGGAUAAUUAAUCGCAAAAAUACAUAUACAAGUAUUAAUUA
Messenger RNA from Odontomachus brunneus, 559 nucleotides. It is a transcript of the gene ATPsynCF6, whose product is annotated as ATP synthase-coupling factor 6, mitochondrial. The transcript has 4 exons. Bases 158 to 466 code for a protein of 102 amino acids. Gene Ontology annotation, molecular function: proton transmembrane transporter activity. The record is from RefSeq and is a predicted model, not a curated record. NCBI's taxonomy places the organism in Eukaryota, Metazoa, Arthropoda, Insecta, Hymenoptera, Formicidae. Gene Ontology annotation, biological process: proton motive force-driven ATP synthesis.